Molecule: messenger RNA, 963 nt
Organism: Aureobasidium musti
Lineage: Eukaryota; Fungi; Ascomycota; Dothideomycetes; Dothideales; Saccotheciaceae
Source: the annotation of a GenBank genome assembly
AUGACACCCUACAGCUCCAUCUCAGCACCCACAAGCACCGACUACGUUUUCGAGACCAGUCGACAAAACAAUGUUGCCGUAUACUACGGUCAGACGCCCAACACCAAGACCGGUGACCUAAUGGAACUCUGCCAAAACAGCAACGUCGACAUCGUAGUCCUAGCCUUCGUCACAUCAUUUUUCACCAACGAAGGUUUCCCAUCAGCCAACUUCGGCCCUGCUUGCCAAGGCAGCACCACCGCUCAGCAACUCCAUGCUCCCGGAUUGCAAGACUGCACCGACCUUGCUCCAGAAAUCGUAAGCUGCCAACAACUAGGCAAACCUGCAUUGGUAUCUCUAGGCGGCUACUACUCCAACGUAACUUUCACCUCCGAUACCGAAGCAAUUCAGCUAGCUCAAAAUCUGUGGGACCUGUUUGGGGCAGGAAACGGGUUGGACGCCUCGUUACGUCCCUUCGGAUCUAUCGUUAUUGAUGGCUUUGAUCUCGACAACGAAUCCAAAGAUCCCACCUCGUACACCACAUUCGCUCACGCCCUACGCACACUCUUCGCCUCCGACCCCAGCAAGAAAUACUAUCUCUCGUCUGCGCCCCAAUGCCCUCGCCCUGACGCUUCCAUCCCUAUCUCAACAAUGGCACUCUGCGAUUUCGUCUUUGUCCAAUUCUACAACAAUCCCUCUUGCGAUCUUGACUCUGCUGGCUUUGCGUCCUCGUUUGCAGAGUGGAGUGACGAUUUGUUGGCUGCUAAUAAUGAGACUAAGGUCUUUAUUGGUGCUGGAGCUUCAGAGUCAGCUGGAAGUGGCUAUGUGGAGGGUGCUGGCUUGAGACAUCAGGUUAGUCUUGCCAGAGAGCUUUAUACGACUAAUCUUGGAGGUGUGAUGUUGUGGGAUGGAGUUCAGGGGAUGGCUAAUGUGGAUGAAUAUGGAGUUGAUUAUUUGGUCUAUGCCAAGGGGAGUUUGGAGUAA